CCUAAUUAACAAUUGUUUUGUUUUUUGUUUGCGAAAAAUCGCAGAAUUGAUAAAAAUGUCCACAUCUUCCAAUGGCAACCUAAUGGAUGAAUUUGAAGAGGCUUUUCAAAAUUGCCUGCUUUCACUCACCAAGCUAGAGACGAAUACUGGCACCAAUAAGGAAGAAGUCGAAUUGGAAGUGCAAAAAACUACGAACCGUUUUAUAGAUGUGGCCCGGCAAAUGGAAGCAUUCUUUUUGCAAAAACGUUUCUUGGUAUCAACUCUAAAACCCGAUCAACUAAUCAAGGAUGAAAAUCAAGAUCUACGCAUAGAAAUUUCACGUAAAGAAGCUUUACUCAACAAACAUUAUAGUCGUCUGGAGGAGUGGAAAGCCUGUCUUUCGGAUAUACAACAAAAUCCUGCUAUACUUAAUAGGCCAGUGGGUGGUCUGCCAGCAGGUUUGGGUGAGGCCGGUGGCAGCAUGAUUGGACCAUCUGGAUCUGCGGGACCUAUGGGAGUGGGUGCCAUGGCUGCUAUGGGAGGACCACCGGGCCGAGGUGGUAUGAUGCCUAAUGUUCCUGGUGCUAUGGGUCCCAUGUCACAAACGGGUGCGGCGGGGCAGCAGCAACAACAUUUACAAAAUCAAAAAAUGUUACAGGCUCAACAAAUGCAACAGUUGCGCAUGAUGGGCAAAUUACUAAAGUAGUGAUCAUGUUUUUUGGAAAUUAUUUCAGUUUUAUUUUUAAGCAGUAAUUUUCUUAUGGGAUUAUGUGGCGUAUUAAAUGAAGUAAUUUGAUAUUCAGGAAGUUUUUAGUGGAAAUUUUAGAAAUACAUACUAUAAGAAGAAAAUAAAAAUUGUUUGAUUUAUAAUUUAA
Lucilia sericata (common green bottle fly) is the source of this 854-nucleotide messenger RNA. It is a transcript of the gene MED28, whose product is annotated as mediator of RNA polymerase II transcription subunit 28. Bases 56 to 685 code for a protein of 209 amino acids. Lineage: Eukaryota; Metazoa; Arthropoda; Insecta; Diptera; Calliphoridae. Gene Ontology annotation, cellular component: mediator complex. The transcript has a single exon. The record is from RefSeq and is a predicted model, not a curated record.